CAGGAGAGUUUCCGGAACCGGUCCAGACCUAAAGUGUUCCGGAGUACCAUUUCCUGUAUUUUGACUUCAGAUACUCAGUUUUACCUGAUUUCUGUAUGUUAUCAUCUUGUGUACGCUUGGUUCCCGCAACAGUCCGGCUUGUCCAGUCCGGUAUCUGCAUUACUUCCCGUUCCUUCAUGGAUUUGAAGGCUCUUCUUUCCUCCUUGAAUGACUUUGCAUCCCUCUCAUUUGCUGAGAGUUGGGACAAUGUUGGAUUACUGGUGGAACCAAGUCCACCACAUACUGUAAACAUUCUCUUCCUGACCAAUGACUUGACGGAAGAGGUAAUGGAGGAGGCUCUGCAAAAGAAGGCAGAUCUCAUCCUCUCCUACCAUCCACCUAUCUUCCGACCCUUGAAGCAGAUAACCUGGAAAAGCUGGAAGGAACGCCUGGUGAUCCGGGCUCUGGAGAAUAGGGUUGGCAUCUAUUCUCCUCACACAGCCUAUGAUGCUGCACCCCAGGGAGUCAACAACUGGUUGGCCAAAGGGCUUGGAGCUUGCACCUCCAGUCCUAUACAUCCUUCCAAAGCUCCCAACUACCCUACAGAAGGAACUCAUCGAAUAGAAUUUAGUGUUAACCACACCCAAGACCUGGAAAAAGUCAUGUCUGUAGUGAAAGGAAUUGGAGAUGUUUCGGUCACUUCUUUUUCUGCUAGGAUUGACAAUGAAGAACAAACACGCAUCAGUCUAAAUUGUACUCAGAAGGCUUUGAUGCAGGUUGUGGCUUUUCUCUCCCAGAACAGGCAGCUUUAUCAAAAGACUGAAAUUCUGUCACUGGAGAAGCCUUUGCUUCUACAAACUGGAAUGGGGCGAUUAUGCACACUGGAUGAAUCUGUCUCCCUGGCAACCAUGAUUGAACGUAUCAAAAGACACCUAAAACUGUCUCAUCUUCGCUUAGCUCUUGGUGUAGGGAGGACUUUAGAAUCCGAAAUCAAAGUCGUGGCCCUGUGUGCUGGAUCUGGGAGCAGCGUUCUGCAGGGGGUAGAGGCUGACCUUUACCUCACAGGUGAAAUGUCUCAUCAUGAUGUUUUGCAUGCUACUUCCCAAGGAAUAAAUGUCAUCCUUUGUGAACACAGCAACACUGAACGAGGCUUUCUUUCUGACCUUCAAGAUAUGCUGCGUGUGCACUUGGAGAAUAAGGUUGAUAUUAUCCUCUCAGAGACAGACAGGGACCCACUUUGUGUUGUAUAACACAUACAGGAACAUAAGGAUGACACAAUCUAAAAAUCAUUUGGAUCGAAACUCAGAUGUAUAACUUAAGUUAGUGGUAUUGGGAUACUUCCAAAGGAGAAUCUUAGAAUGUAUUAUCAUCUUUGAUUUGUUAAUCUGGUUCACCAAAUGUUUUAUAGCUCAUAAGGUAAAAACUGAAAUGUAACUACCAUAUUAAAGAACUCUAUAAAAAAAUUACUAAAUUAUGUUUACUUAACAUUCUUGGGAAUUAGCUCAAGUAAUCAUUGUAUUAAACUGUAGAUAGGAUAUGCCAAUCUAGAAAUUUCUGCCUUUUCAGAGCUUUAAAAAUACAAAGAUUUUUGUAAAUAUUACCAUCCCACACCAAUGGGUUGCUCUCCCCACCCCCCUCCGUGAUAGUCCACAUUCUUCCUUGAGUGCAUAUUUCUCACUUUACUCCAAAGGCAUCACAUUGCCCCUACUCUCCCUUAAAUAUGUAUCUGCUUUCUUAAAUAAACCACUGUUUAUGCCUUUGAAAAAAUAUAUUUACAUAAGCUUUAAAAA
Marmota flaviventris (yellow-bellied marmot) is the source of this 1769-nucleotide messenger RNA. RefSeq names its product NGG1 interacting factor 3 like 1 (gene Nif3l1). Lineage: Eukaryota; Metazoa; Chordata; Mammalia; Rodentia; Sciuridae. The record is from RefSeq and is a predicted model, not a curated record. Gene Ontology annotation, cellular component: cytoplasm; mitochondrion.